Messenger RNA from Ceutorhynchus assimilis (cabbage seed weevil), 2416 nucleotides. The record is from the annotation of a GenBank genome assembly. Lineage: Eukaryota; Metazoa; Arthropoda; Insecta; Coleoptera; Curculionidae.
GCAUUACUAAAGAACAUUUUGGCAUGAAAACACACUUGUUACAAUAAUUAAAACAUUUAAAGUCAAUUUUCUAUAGAAUAGAUGGGUAAAGGCAAAGGGGGUAAAGCCGGCGGUGGAGCUGCACCAGCCGGGGCAGAUGUAAGCUCUUAUUUUCCUUAUUUUUAAUUUCUAUUUCUUAUUUUAUAGAAAAAAGCUGGCGCUGCUAAGGGAGCUGAUCAAAAAAGUGCUACAAAAGAUGCUGCUGCACCGAAAGGGGGCAAAAAGGGUGGCAAAAAGUAAUGAUUUUGUAAAUAUGCAAUGUUUUAUUUGUGAUCUUUAAAUAAACGUAUUUUUUUUUAAAUAAAAAUCAAAUUUUAUUUAAAUUUGUGGGCGUUUUGCGACAUUGCCAAGUAUAUUUCUUUGGAGAUUUUGUAUCUGCACCAAUGAAAUCUGCACCUAAUUUUACAGUUUCCUGUUUUGUCGCUGUUUGUUAUUUGUUUGACAUUUGCAUUUGACAGUUUUGGGAAAUUUUUAUUAGGGAAACGGCCUAAACUUUUCCCGAAUUUUUUUAUUAAUCAAUGAAAAAGGUUCCCUUUUGAAUCGAAAAUGUUAUGUUAAACCAAGCCCAUUGAAAUAUCAAACACAAAAAUGGGCAUAGUUCACGCAAAGGUUCAGGAUGGUAGUUCUAAAAAUGUAGGCGAAUUUGCCAGGCAAACUGGCCUGAAAGAGCAUCAGGAUGAACCUGAUGUGAAGGAAAUUGAUAUGGAAAAAGUUCCAGUCAGGGUCGAUAAAAUAAACGUUGAAGGGCUUGGGAGAACCAAAAACGACAUAGUAGAGGAUUGUAUAAGGGAAUUAUUCAAAGCUAAAGAUUUUCAAGAUGUACUAUUAAAAGCUCAUAGGGCUCGUGUGAAAUUAGAUGAAUUGGGUUGCUUCAAAAACAUCGGAGUGUACAUUGAUACUAGCAAAGGUAAAACUGCUACAGAAGAUGGCUUGGAAGUGACUUUUGACGUUAAAGAACACAGUAGAGUUACAGGAGGUAUCAGUACACAAGUUGGCAAUAAUGAAGGCUCGGUUUUGGUGGGAAUGCGAGCCCCAAAUAUAUUCGGUAGGGGCGAGAGAGUUCAAAUGGAAUACAGCCACGGCUCAAAAAAAACUAGCAACUUUAAUUUGGCUUUUAUAAAACCUUUCAGGGGAAAACACAGAGCAAGUAUGAGAACUUCCAUUUUGCAAGCACACUCUCAAUGGCCAAGUUCAGGAUAUAAAAUGGUUGAACAGGGCAUUGCAAUAGAUUUUGGAUUUUACUCAACCUCUUUGUUGAAACACAGCCUUCAAUGGGAAGGCAUUAUAAGAGAUUUGUCAACACUAACAAGGACUGCAUCUUUUGAUAUUAGAGAACAAGCUGGAGUAAAUUUAAAGUCAGCUUUUAGACAUAUUUUAUCAUUGGAUCUUAGGGACGAUUUGAUUUUUCCUAGUUCCGGUUCUCUAGUUCAGGUAACAUCAGAACUGGCAGGUAUUGGAGGCGAUGUUGGAUUCGUAAAAAACGAAAUAGUUUUCCAAGACAACACUUCCUUGUUCGAAGAUAUCGUUCUUCAAACUAGUCUCAUGGCUGGCUACUUAACCACGCUCAGCAAAGACAAAAAAAUCACCGUAGCCGAUCGUUGCUACAUAGGUGGUCCACUUUCAGUGAGAGGCUUUGAGGCUAGAGGGGUGGGGCCUCAUUCCGAUGGAGACGCCCUUGGCUCAAAUGCCUAUUGGGCAGCUGGAUUGCAUUUAUUCACACCAUUACCUUUCAGGCCAGGCAGAGGAGGUUUUGGAGAUCUUUUUAGGACACACUUUUUCAUUAAUGCUGGAAAUGUAGGAGAUUUUAGUCUGGAAAAAAUUUCCAGAGGUCAACUAUUAGAUAUAUUGAAAAAUAAUAUGAGGCUCUCUUAUGGGCUGGGCGUAGCUCUGAGACUUGGCAACAUGGCACGAAUUGAAGUCAAUUAUUGUUUCCCUUAUAAAUUCGAUAAAGGCGAUCAAACCCAUCCUGGUGUUCAAUUUGGUAUUGGAGUACAAUUUUUAUAGUUAUAUGCUCCGUUUUGUCCAGUGUUCGAAAAGUGACCAAAUAAUCUAAAUCUAUUUUAGCGUCUGUCGAUCCUUGUAGAACUAAAUUUAAUGUAUAUUUUUAAAUUAAUUAUUAAAUUUGUUGACUUGAAAACAUAUUUUUUUGUUAUCCUGCAUAUCAAAACGAAACAUGCCUUAUUGUCCAAAAUACAUGGUUAUUCAUUGACAAAGCUGAAGUAAACUUUUUAAAAAAAGAGAACUCGAAUAAUAAAAAUAGCAAUAAGACAAUAUGCAUACAUACAAACAGUUAUCAUCAGUUGGCAAAAAAGUAACUGAAAAGGUGAGUCUCUCAUAAAUGAAACAACCAAAAUAUUUCUUAGGACUUCUAACGCCA